Molecule: messenger RNA, 5851 nt
Organism: Neomonachus schauinslandi (Hawaiian monk seal)
Lineage: Eukaryota; Metazoa; Chordata; Mammalia; Carnivora; Phocidae
Gene: MBD5
Product: methyl-CpG binding domain protein 5
Exons: 10
Coding region: 158-4660 (1500 amino acids)
Cellular component (GO): chromocenter; nucleus
Molecular function (GO): DNA binding; chromatin binding
Source: RefSeq, a predicted model, not a curated record
ACUUGGUUCCAAACUGAGCCGAAGCUUCCCAAUGCAUUUUGUACAGUCUGGGAAAAACUGUGCUGCAUUGGCCAUUUUUGAAGGCCAUCAUGCCCUGUAAUAUAAGGAUAUCAUCUUAUUGCUGAUAUCUUUGGAGAGUUCCAAGCAGACACAGAAAAUGAAUGGAGGCAAGGACUGUGACGGAGGGGACAAAGAUGGAGGUCUUCCAGCUAUACAAGUUCCUGUGGGUUGGCAGCGUCGUGUGGAUCAAAAUGGAGUGCUUUAUGUCAGUCCCAGUGGGUCUUUGUUAUCUUGCUUGGAGCAGGUUAAAACAUACCUGCUUACUGACGGAACAUGCAAGUGUGGCUUGGAAUGUCCUCUUAUUCUUCCCAAGGUGUUUAAUUUUGAUCCUGGAGCUGCUGUGAAACAGAGAACUGCAGAAGAUGUUAAAGCAGAUGAAGAUGUCACAAAGCUAUGCAUACAUAAAAGAAAAAUCAUUGCAGUGGCUACACUUCACAAAAGCAUGGAAGCCCCACAUCCUUCUCUGGUGCUCACCAGUCCCGGGGGAGGAACAAAUGCAACUCCAGUAGUACCUUCACGGGCAGCAACUCCAAGAUCCGUAAGAAAUAAGUCGCAUGAAGGAAUUACAAAUUCUGUAAUGCCUGAAUGUAAGAAUCCUUUCAAGUUAAUGAUUGGAUCAUCAAAUGCCAUGGGAAGGCUAUAUGUACAAGAAUUGCCUGGAAGCCAGCAGCAAGAACUCCACCCUGUCUACCCCCGGCAGAGAUUGGGCAGCAGUGAACACGGACAGAAAUCUCCAUUCCGUGGUAGCCAUGGAGGCCUGCCCAGCCCAGCAUCGUCAAGUUCCCAGAUAUAUGGAGAUGGCUCAAUCUCUCCAAGGACUGACCCACUCGGAAGCCCAGAUGUUUUCACAAGAAGUAAUCCUGGUUUUCAUGGAGCUCCCAAUUCUAGUCCUAUUCAUUUGAAUAGGACUCCUCUUUCUCCACCUUCAGUAAUGCUACAUGGUUCUCCUGUACAGUCAUCCUGUGCAAUGGCUGGAAGGACUAAUAUACCUCUUUCCCCAACCUUGACUACAAAGAGUCCAGUAAUGAAAAAACCAAUGUGUAAUUUUUCAACUAAUAUGGAAAUACCACGAGCAAUGUUCCACCACAAACCACCCCAAGGCCCACCUCCCCCUCCUCCACCUUCUUGUGCUCUUCAGAAAAAGCCAUUAACAUCCGAGAAAGAUCCACUUGGCAUUCUUGACCCUAUUCCUAGUAAACCGGUGAAUCAGAACCCUGUUAUCAUUAAUCCAACUAGUUUCCAUUCAAAUGUCCACUCUCAGGUACCUGUGAUGAAUGUAAGCAUGCCUCCUGCUGUUGUUCCUUUGCCAAGUAAUCUCCCUUUGCCAACCAUAAAACCUGGUCAUAUGAAUCAUGGGAGUCACAUACAAAGAGUUCAGCAUUCAGCUUCAACCUCCCUGUCCCCUUCUCCAGUGACAUCCCCAGUGCACAUGAUGGGGACUGGAAUUGGAAGGAUUGAGGCAUCGCCCCAAAGAUCACGCUCAUCUUCCACAUCAUCAGAUCACGGAAAUUUCAUGAUGCCACCUCUAGGACCCCAGGCCACUUGUAGUGGUAUUAAGGUUCCACCCAGGUCACCAAGGUCAACGAUAGGGUCCCCAAGGCCAUCAAUGCCAUCAAGCCCUUCUACCAAGUCCGAUGGACAUCAUCAGUACAAGGAUAUCCCUAACCCAUUAAUUGCUGGAAUGAGUAAUGUACUAAGUACCCCAAGCAGUGCAGGUUUUCCUACUGCAUCUGCCGGAAGUGGUUCUGUAAAGAGUCAGCCUGGUUUGCUGGGAAUGCCUUUAAAUCAGAUCUUGAACCAGCACAAUGCUGCCUCCUUUCCAGCAAGUAGUUUACUCUCAGCAGCAGCCAAAGCACAGCUAGCAAAUCAAAACAAACUUGCUGGUAACAACUGCAGCAGCAGUAGCAAUUCUGGAGCUGUCGCUGGCAGUAGCAACACUGAAGGACAUAGCACUUUAAACACCAUGUUCCCUCCUACUGCCAACAUGCUUCUCCCGACAGGGGAAGGGCAAAGUGGCCGAGCAGCACUAAGAGAUAAGCUGAUGUCUCAGCAAAAAGACUCAUUGCGGAAAAGAAAACAGCCACCUACCACAGUGUUGAGUUUGCUCAGACAGUCUCAAAUGGAUAGUUCUGCAGUUCCUAAGCCUGGACCCGACUUGCUGAGAAAGCAGGGUCAGGGUUCCUUUCCCAUCAGUUCAAUGUCUCAGUUACUACAGUCUAUGAGUUGUCAAAGCUCUCACUUGAGUAGCAAUAGUACCCCGGGUUGUGGGGGCUCAAAUACUGCUUUGCCUUGCUCUGCUAACCAGCUGCAUUUUACAGAGCCCAGUAUGAACUCCAGUGCUCUUCAGAACUCACUGACACAGAACAUACCUUUGAGAGGGGAAGCCGUGCACUGCCACAGUGCAAACACUAACUUUGUCCACAGUAACAGCCCAGUCCCAAACCACCAUCUUGCAGGUUUAAUAAAUCAGAUUCAGGCUAGCGGGAACUGUGGGAUGCUCAGUCAGUCGGGCGUGGCUUUAGGAAACUCAUUACAUCCCAAUCCACCUCAGUCAAGAAUCUCAACGUCCUCCACUCCAGUGAUACCAAACAGCAUUGUUAGCAGCUAUAAUCAAACAAGUUCUGAAGCAGGCGGUUCAGGAUCGUCGUCCUCCAUAGCCAUAGCCGGCACCAACCACCCUGCCAUCACCAAGACAACAUCUGUUCUUCAAGAUGGUGUCAUAGUUACCACCGCAGCUGGAAACCCACUGCAGAGUCAGCUGCCUAUUGGGAGUGACUUUCCUUAUGUUGGCCAGGAGCACGCACUUCAUUUUCCAUCCAACAGCACUUCAAACAACCAUCUUCCACACCCCUUGAACCCCAGCCUCCUCAGUCCUCUACCUAUCUCUUUGCCAGUGAAUCAACAGCAUCUCCUAAGCCAGAAUCUAUUAAAUAUCCUCCAGCCUUCAGCAGGAGAAGGUGACAUGUCCUCAAUAAACAAUACUUUGAAUAACCAUCAACUGACUCAUCUGCAGUCGCUGUUAAACAACAAUCAGAUGUUUCCUCCAAAUCAGCAGCAGCAACAGCAACUUCUUCAGGGGUACCAGAACCUGCAGGCAUUUCAAGGACAGCCCACAAUUCCUUGCGCGGCUAACAGUAACCCCAUGGCUUGUCUGUUUCAGAACUUUCAGGUGAGAAUGCAGGAAGAUGCAGCUCUCCUAAACAAAAGAAUAAGCACUCAGCCGGGGCUCACGGCACUUCCUGAGAAUCCAAACACUGCACUUCCACCUUUCCAAGAUACAUCUUGUGAGUUGCAACCGAGGAUUGACCCAUCUCUUGGUCAGCAGGUGAAGGAUGGCCUCAUUGUGGGUGGCCAAGGUGAUGCUUCUGUAGAUGCCAUUUACAAAGCAGUUGUGGAUGCAGCCAGCAAAGGAAUGCAGGUUGUCAUCACCACUGCAGUCAACAGUACAACUCAGAUCAGCCCCAUUCCAGCUCUGAGUGCCAUGAGUGCCUUCACUGCCUCGAUUGGUGACCCAUUAAGUCUCCCCAGUGCUGUCAGUGCGGUCAUUCAUGGACGAAACAUGGGCAGUGUCGAUCAUGAUGGUAGGCUGAGGAAUGCAAGAGGGGCUCGGCUGCCCAGGAAUCUGGACCAUGGGAAAAACUCAAAUGAAGGAGAUGGGUUUGAAUAUUUCAAGUCAGCAAGUUGCCACACAUCCAAAAAACAGUGGGAUGGGGAGCAAAGCCCUGGAGGGGAGCGAAACAGGUGGAAGUGUGAGGAAUUUUUAGAUCAUCCAGGCCAUAUCCACAGUAGUCCUUGUCACGAGAGGUCCAACAAUGUCUCUACACUGCCAUUUCUGCCUGGGGAACAGCACCCAGUACUGUUACCACCAAGAAACUGUCAAGGGGAUAAAAUUCUGGAGGAAAAUUUCAGGUAUAAUAACUACAAAAGAACUAUGAUGAGUUUUAAGGAGAGACUAGAGAACACUGUGGAAAGAUGCGCACACAUUAAUGGGAACAGACCUCGACAGAGUCGGGGCUUUGGAGAGCUGCUGAGCACUGCAAGGCAAGACCUGGUCCUAGAGGAACAGUCUCCAAGCUCCUCAAAUAGUUUGGAAAGUUCUCUAGUCAAAGACUACAUCCAUUACAAUGGAGACUUUAAUGCCAAAAGCAUUAAUGGGUGUGUGCCUAGCCCUUCAGAUGCUAAAAGCAUUAGUAGUGAAGAUGACCUAAGGAAUCCAGAUUCCCCUUCUUCAAAUGAGUUGAUACAUUAUAGGCCAAGGACGUUCAACGUUGGCGACUUGGUCUGGGGCCAAAUCAAAGGACUUACUUCUUGGCCUGGAAAAUUAGUAAGAGAAGACGACGUUCACAAUUCAUGUCAACAAAGCCCCGAGGAAGGGAAGGUGGAGCCCGAGAAGUUGAAGACACUAACAGAAGGUUUAGAAGCCUACAGUCGAGCCCGGAAAAGGAACAGAAAAAGUGGAAAGCUAAAUAACCAUUUAGAAGCUGCUAUUCAUGAGGCCAUGAGUGAACUGGACAAAAUGUCUGGGACUGUUCACCAAAUCCCACAGGGAGACAGACAAAUGAGACCCCCCAAACCCAAGAGGAGGAAGAUCUCCAGAUAACAGGGACUACUCCACCAAUGCGCAGUGUUUAUUAAAGGAACGUGCACAGAUAAAUCUAUCUAUAGAUAGGUAUUGAUAUAUCCACUGUUAUAUCAGUAUUUAUGCUAUGGCAGAUUGCUACCACCACCACAGGGUGCUAAAAGAAACAGUGAUACAAUAUUUUUUUGAACAGGAAAGAUAAUGAAGGCUGGAAAACCAAUCAAAACCCCUGACUGAUGAGAGUGAUAAACGGUCAAGAGAUUACUGAAAAACUUUUUCUAUAAUGCUAAAAUUGUGAUUAUAAGAAAUGUCCAAAUGUUUCGGAAGACUUUUCAAUGUUGUAUAUAGAAAAUACAGAAUUUCAUGGUGAUAUCAGAAGUGUAAAUAUUGUACAAUAUUGUCAUGUACAAGCGUACCUAAUGCACACUUUAUCUUUUAUUGUACAAAGAAAUAGUGUACAAAAUUCUUUGGUUUCUAUGGAGUACACCUACCAGAGACUACCAGUGUAAAGUGAUAAAUAAAAAUACAACCUAAAGGCUUUUCUAUGAUAAUGUAACAGAUGCUGUUUUUGUAUUUAACAGCAGAGAAAAGGCAUGAUGAUGUAGUACCUGAAUGAUGACAUACACUGCACACCACCGAGUGUCCAUUUAUAUUGUCUGUUUGGAAUGAACCUUGCCUGGCAGCACUGGACUCGAUUUCGGGUGCCUAGGAAAUCAAAACUUUGCAGAUUUCUAAGGGAUGAGGGCUCACAGGUCUAAAUUAAGAAUUCAGAAACUGCAACCAUUUGUUGCAUAUUUUUUUUACCUAAGUUUUAAAGUAGAAUAGGUUUUAUAAAAAAAAAUCUUAGAUGGAAUAUUUUACUCAGUCAUUUCUGUAGUUAACGUUUGAUAGCCACCUAUUGAUCUAGCUAGCUUAUGCUGCACCACCAUUGACACUCAAGAGUGGAAUUUGUUUGCAGACGGUACCUGACAAGAUAAAACUCUCUGUUUCCAUACAUGGAGGCAAAAGCCCCACUUCGAAACCAUUAUCAGAAGUAAGGUUGAUUAUCAUUCAGUUUUUGUGUAGUGGCAAGAAGAAAUACGAAUCAUCAAAGCAGGUUUCAUAGCCAUUCAUCAGUAUUACUCAGAAGUGAAGGUGGCUUACAAAAUUAUUAGCAAUGGUAAUUUUUUAUCAGUAUUAUGUAACAUAUCAGAUUUAUUUUAUUUAAAGAAU